Cuculus canorus (common cuckoo) is the source of this 13756-nucleotide messenger RNA. It is a transcript of the gene DCLK3, whose product is annotated as doublecortin like kinase 3. The transcript has 5 exons. Lineage: Eukaryota; Metazoa; Chordata; Aves; Cuculiformes; Cuculidae. Gene Ontology annotation, biological process: protein phosphorylation; intracellular signal transduction. Gene Ontology annotation, molecular function: protein kinase activity; ATP binding. The coding region runs from base 112 to 2547 and encodes 811 amino acids. The record is from RefSeq and is a predicted model, not a curated record.
CGCCCGCUCCCCUCCUUCUCCGUGCCCUGGCAGCCGGGAGGCGGCACGGAGGGACCAGCCGUGCGCCGGGGCUCGGAGCCCCCCGAGCAGAACGAGCCGACCCUUCGCACCAUGCCGGCCGCCGCGCCGCCCCCGCCCCACCCCGCGGCGGGGUCCUGCUGCCACUGCGCGGGACGCCAAGGCUUGUUUGAACAUUCAUCGCACAAUGCAAGCUCAAAAGUAAAAGAGAGGAAACUACAAGGAACUUAUCUUCCUAUUGGUCGUGGAAAACCAUGUUUGAGUGAAAGCAGUCAUAGGUCCCCAUUUUUUAAUCCCCGGAACAGUUUUCACACCAUACAUUCAGAACACAGUCCUGUGAAGCCAAGGAUUAUUACAGUGGUGAAACCUGGUGGACACACACUCAGAAGGAUAACCUUGCUUCUCAACAGGAGAUCAGUCCAGACCUUUGAACAGCUGAUGGCUGACAUUUCAGAAGCUCUGGGAUUUCCACGCUGGAAGAAUGACCGCGUGCGAAAGCUUUACAAUCUGAGAGGCAGAGAAAUCCGAAGCGUUUCUGACUUCUUCAGGGAAGGUGAUGCGUUCAUAGCUAUGGGGAGGGAACCCCUCACUUUGAAGAACCUGGAAGUGGUAUUACAGGAACUUUAUCCCGAAAAUCCUUAUGCUGCUAGUGCUGCCAUUCAGCAGAAUGAGGAGCAAUCCCAACAACUGAAAAGCAGGCUGUAUGAAAAGGCUUCAAAAGUGGACAGUGGCUUUGAUGAGACAGAAACUGCCAAGAACUGCAGUGAUGGCAUGUCUCCCAAUCUGGUAGCUGGACAUGAAGGAAAAAGUCAAGCCAAGAUAAAGCAAGAGGUAAAAAUGAGAACCAAAAAAAAGUGGACUAGAGAGAGCUGGGGUGGCGAACAUGGAGUAAAGCCUUCUAGAAAAACCCGAGAAAGUGACAGGUACCUUAACCAUGAGAGGAGUCUUGAGGAGGGAUUAGAAGAGAGUUCAGAGGAAGUGGUGAGGUGUGAGAAGUGUGAACAGGAAAGGCAGGCCAGACAAAAGUUAGAAAGGGAAAGGCGGGCUGAAGCCUCAUUUGAGAACAGGGACCUGAGCACAGGUGCGUGUCAGAGGUACCAUAUAGAAAGAAAUGCAAAAGUCAGGAACUGUCAAAAAUCUUCAGAAACUUGUCUGGGAGAUGAGGAAGUGGGUUGGAAAGAUACUGGCUGUAGGAGGAUGUGGAAGCCCUUACAAAGACAUGUUAAUGAAGGGCUGGAAAAGCCAAAAAGGAGCAUUGAGAAGGAAAGGGAUGUGGAGAAACAUGAAAGCCUUGGGAAGGAAGUAGUAAAAAUCAAGAAGAAUGCUGUAGAAGGGUUGCAGCUAGCUCACGAAGUUAAGGAAGAGAAUAUAAGUAGCUGUGUGAUGAGCCAAAGUGGUUGGCUAAGGAAAGACACUCCGAGGGAUGCUGAGAAGCCAUCUAAAAUGCAUAGGGAGAGUCGAGAGGGACAAAGGGCUAAAGAGGAGAGUGCCAGAAGAGAGGGGAAUAUCAUGCAUAGAGAGACUGACAUGACACGGCGAGAAAAAACAGGGGAGCGCAGAGUGAAUAAAGAAGAAAUCAAGACUCAGGGGUUGGAAAAUGCAAGCCGGAGGUAUGCCAUUAAAAGCAGAACUGAUGUGGAAAAGCACUAUGAGAUUGGCAGAACUAUUGGGGAUGGGAAUUUUGCAGUGGUGAAGGAAUGUCGCCACUGUGACUCCAAUCAGAUCUAUGCCAUGAAAAUUGUUGAUAAAUCCAAGCUGAAGGGGAAAGAGGACAUGAUGGAAAAUGAAAUUCUGAUCAUUAGGAGUCUCUCUCAUCCCAAUAUAGUAAGCUUAGUUGAAGUGUAUGAGACAGAAGCUGAAAUCUACCUAAUCCUGGAGUAUGUCCCAGGAGGGGACUUAUUUGAUGCAAUCAUAGAAAGUGUGAAGUUCACGGAGCACGAUGCUGCUGUCAUGAUCACUGACCUGUGUGAAGCGCUGGUUUAUAUUCACAGCAAGAACAUUGUCCACAGGGACCUCAAACCAGAGAAUCUUUUGGUUCAGCAUAAUGCAGACAAAUCUACUACGCUGAAACUAGCAGAUUUUGGCCUUGCAAAGCAGGUCACAAAACCCAUAUUUACUGUGUGUGGAACACCAACGUAUGUUGCCCCUGAAAUACUUGCUGAGAAGGGCUAUGGGCUUGAAGUGGAUAUGUGGGCAGCUGGUGUGAUCCUUUACAUUCUGCUCUGUGGUUUUCCCCCUUUUCGGAGUCAGGAACGUGAUCAGGAAGAGCUGUUUCAGAUCAUACAGCUGGGCCACUAUGAAUUCCUUUCCCCGUACUGGGACAAUAUUUCUGCAGCAAAAGACCUCAUAACCAGGCUGUUGAUAGUGGAUCCCCAGAAGCGCUACACAGCACGACAAGUACUUCAGCACCCUUGGAUAAGAACAGCUGGAAAAACUAACAGCAGAAAUUUGCAGAGGGAAGUGACAAUAAAUAUUGAGCGUCAUUUCCGGGCCCAGCGCCGAAAGGAAGUUGCAGAUGGGGACACUUGAAAUCUCUUCAAGCUCAUUUAGUCUUCUUUUUAUUGAUUAACUAAUUAUUUAAUUUUUCUUUUCUAAACUAAUUGGGCCUUUAGUUUAUAGCUGUUGCUGUCCACUGACAUGCUUCUUUUUUUUUUUUUUUUUUUAUUCUGAGAUUCUGAAGAAUGACGGAGAUCAAAUUUCAUCCACUGCCCUCUGAUGUUACUUGAGAGUCUCUCCUCUCUGUUGACAACAGUGGGGACUAGAUAUUUCUGGGACAGCAGCUAUUAUUUUCUUUAAAUACUAAUUUGGGCUACUAUGUGACAAAAUGUAUGUCUUUUAGACAGCAGAUGUCUGCUUCUGUGGCUGACACUAGCGAUGAUUGUGAAAUGUUUUCUCUUGUCUUUUCUGGUGCGAUACCUUCCAGAGGUUUUGUAUUUAUGAUGUUUUGUAUUUAUAAUGUUUUCAAAAUAGCUGUCUGCAUACACAUCCUGUACUAUUUCUCUAAACUGUCUUUUCACCAGUUCUUGCUAGCAAUGGAGAACGUGAAAGAAUAAAAAAUGUACAUAUAUUUUUUAGAUGUAGGAUAUGUUAAAUAGGCAGCAAGAUACUGUUGAUUAAGUUGUGAGGUAGGAAAAAUUCUUAUAGACUAAGUCAGAUAUUUUAUGUUAUCUCCCUCGACAACAUCUUUGUUCUCAUGGACAGGGCAAUAGACUGUACAAUGUUUCUGUUAAACUAUAGUAGUGCUGUGCAGUAGUACUUUGUGAAGUAGGAAGUUAAGCAAUUCUAAGGAAACUUUGGUUCUUUUCCCAAAGGUUUAUUUAUGGAAUGAUAACCAAAGCGUUUUUUUCAUUCUUAUUUUUUUUCUUUGAACCUAUCCAUGUGCAUCUGUGACUCUUCCAUACUAAUGGAGAAGAGAGAGCUGGGAAGCUGCUUUGGUGACUUAAAUUAAUCCUUACCUUCGCGGUUCCCCUUUCAUUAACACACUUCACAGCUGAAUUGCUUUUAUAUACUUUUUCAGUGUAGUUUGGUUUUUUUCCCUGUUGCCUUCCCUGAGGACUCUUCUCCUUGCUUCCAUGAGAAUGGGAAAUGGGAUGAAAAUACAUUAAAUCCAGCUUUGGGAAAAACAACAACUUGUUGGCUAUGGAAAGGUCUCCCCAGGGAAGUGUCAGAUGCUUCAUAUGUUUUUGAUAAUUUGAUUGGAUGCAGUUUUAAAGAAAUCCAGGGGGGUGGAAGGAGAGGGGAAGCUACAGAAAUACAGUCCUGAGAAGGGCUGUGACCUAGAGCAGCUUUUGAAUCUCAGAAUUUUUGGUUAACUUAUCAAAUCCAACAAGCACUUGAGUUGUCUGUUUGAUAAUGCUUUGUCCAUGAGUUCCACGUGCUAGCGAAUAAUGUUGUUGCUAAAAUAUCAGUGGUAUUAGCACUGAAUUCGUAGUUUGUAGAAAAGAAUGAGGGUAUUUUACAAUUGCAGAGCCGCUGCUUUGCUUGUGUGUUUCAUAAUGAGAAAUAUCUGAAGCAUUUCAGAAUAGUAGAACAUUUCAAUAACUACAUGAACCAGAAUAUUAUUUUUGGUGAGUGCUAAUAUUUUGUGUGAACUUUCUGAAUUACCAAAAAGUGUGGGGUACUGUCAUGUUUCUGUUUCAACUUGUGACAGUUUUGCUGUGAGAAUGAUUUAUGAAAGUAGAGACAACUUGGCUCUUAGAGGAAAAUUACACUUUCAGUUGAACUGGCUUCUUUUUUAAUACAUCUUGAAAUAAGACUUCUUGUGGAGUUAAAGAAUUUGUGGAACAAACCAGUCAGAUCUUUACUGUAUGCCCAAGUAUUAUUUACAUGAUAUGUCAUACCUCUGCUUUAGAGGCCCUGAGUCAGGAAGACUUUUCCUUUUCUUGAAAGCAGGAACGGAUUUAAGUGUUUUCCUGGGUUAAGGCUAUGUGUAACCUCAUAUUUGUAACCUCAUAAAUGCAUUACAUGGUCUUUGAGUACUAGUAAUAACCUCUUUUCUGUUAAUUUAAGCCUAUUUUGAUAGGAAAUUGGUAAAAUAGCUUGUGACUUGCAAUAUUAUAUUUUGUAAUUCUCUUAUUUUUAAUACAGUUGCUUAGGAAUAAAGUUUGAAGUGACAAAAAGAAUUCUUUAUCAGCAAUGAAUCUGACAGUUUAGGGAUUGUGUUACGAGUUGCCUUUUUCACCUUUAAGAACCUGUCAACAGCCUUAUUCAUAGUGCAGAAGAUGGAGAAUUUUCUUGUAAUGAAUAUAAAAGUCAUUAUUUUUUCAAAGGUUUUGUUUUUCUCUCAAGUUCUCUGGGCCCCAGACGGACUAAGCACAGACUGCGCUGUGUGCAAUCACCGCAUCUCAUCUGUAAGUUCAGACACUGCUGUGACAGUGUUGAGGGACUUGUUUGUUCGUGUCGCUAACAGACCCGUGGCAUUAGGCCCUCCUUCUUCAGGUUGGAGGCUGAAAAAGCUUCCAGGUGCUUCUCAGGGUUUUUGCCUCUUUCUUUCUCUCUUUAGAUAUUCUUUCCUCCAUUGCUUCCAGUGUUCUUGCUCUGCCUCUCUGCUGCUCUAAGGAGUCCAUGUCGCCAGUCAUUAUGGUUAAAGUUGAUCAAAGCAAUGAGAACACAUGUUUUUGGUGAGCUCAGCCUCAACCAUUGCUUGUUGAUAAAAAUGGUGAAACAUUUUCAGCAUCUUUGGAAGCCAAUGUUGCUAGCUUUAUGCGUCAUAAACUUUGCUUCACUGUGUUAGGAGUUUCUCAACAUUGAGUCCAGACUUCUAGUGACCGCCUGUGACUAAUAAGCAGUAACUCUCUCCAGUGGUACACUUUCCGUUGUCCACCCUCCAUUUGUCCACCUAGGUCAACUUCUUCACUGUCACUUACGCUGUUAUGUUUCAUUGAUCCUCGACCUCACCUACCUAUUUUCUAUCACCUAUCAUCUACCUACUCUUAUCUACCUCUCUUCUUCCCCUGGUUGACUCCUUCUACUGAAAGAUGGUGAAUUCUUUACAUGUUAAUGUUUUCCUUCAGGACAUACUGGCCUUAGAAAUGGAAAAUAGGAAUAGGGCCAAUGCAGGAAAUGAGCAAAAAUUUUUUGAAGUGUUUAGGCAUCUGAAACUGUGCAAAACGUGCUAGCAUUUCAAAUUGCAUAGUGCAUAACUUCCUUAAAAUGAACAAUGGAAAUUUGAUCCUUGCUUGUAUCUUUAUUCCCCUAAUAUUUAAAAAUGUGUCCUCAAGAUUUGUGAUUUAAACUGGACAGUAGAGCAGAGACUGUGUUUCCUCUGGGACACAGACAGUCUAACUUCUUUUAUUCAGGGACCCCUCUUCUUCAUCUAAGAUUUGUUUAGCUACUCUGUGGAAUCGCUGAACUCAAAUCCCAUGUACCUGCCAUCUCUGUUCUGACUGGCAUUAUAGGUGGAUUCCCACAUAUUUGUUACUGGAGUUUUGGCUCUUUUGAAAGAGGGAUAGUGGGAUAUUACCCUCUGACCUUCGGCCUUUUGGGUUAUAGUCCUAUUGUGAAAAUAUAAUUUCUGGAGUUGACUGUUUGCUUUUCUGUGAGUAUCCAGACUAGGAUGGUAUUCAGUCUGCUUGAGAAUAUAGUAAAUUUGCUGUGCUUAUAAACUGGUAUUCCCGAAGACAAGUAUCAUUCUGAAAUCUUCCUCCUGUCAUUUCUUCUGUCACCUAGAUUUCUCUUAAUUUAAGCAAAAUAUAGAAAAUGCUUUUAAUGUUCCAGGGCAUGUAUUUUUCUGUCCUUUCUGAGUCCACCAGUACAACUCUUUGCUGUUGACAUCCUUGCUCUUGAAGGGAACGUGAGCACUUUAACUGGGCUAACAGUGUGUGUUUGCACUGUUUGUUCUACUGUAUGGUUUAUUUGCAAUUGGGAUGAAGAUGUCAUCUUGUAAAUUAAAUAUUUUAUAGACUUCAGCAAAAAAGUGGUUGUUCCUUCCUCCGCCCUUCCCCCCAAUGCAGGCAAACUAUAUAGUGGAUGUUAUAAUUCAAUAUUCUUUUAAAUAAAUCGGAAAAAAAAUGUGUGGCCAAGUAUUUUGAGAUAUUUUAAUUUUAUCCUGACAUUUUAUCUCUUUGGGAAGUGUUUGUUUUAAAAUAUUUGCGAUUUCAUUAAGUAUUGUGUGUACCUUCAUUUACAUUUAGAAGGACCCCCUCUAAUGCUGCAGAACAACUUACAGGUGUGUUUUUCUUUGUUACUGUGUGAAAUCUCAUUAAAAUCAAUGCAAUUAUUUGCAAAACUGGAGCUGCGAUUCAUUCUAACACCUUUUUUGUCCCUGUACUGCAUUAAUCGUGUCCUCUAUAUUAGAGCAAUCAUGACAAGCAGAGCUAGUUUCAUUAAAGAUUAAUGCACACAGAACUAAUUUCUCCUAUCAUUAAUACUAAUUCUGUAAAAUUCAAGUUUGUUUAGAAAAACAUUUGAUUUGUUUGUGGAAACAGACAUUCUACUUGAAAUUGGGUUCAUGCAAAAGUGGUGUUUUCAAAGGACACGGUUUCUUAGCUGCUUGUGUAUAUUUCAGUUCUGUUAUUAAAAAUGGUAUUUUCCUGCAGGCCUGCAGUAUCAGCUGAAGCAGUGGAAAAUAAAAAUGCAUCAAACAAAUGAUGGUGGUUUUGAAGAAGCUGCCUUCUCUGGAUGUGAGCAGGUGUAAUAAAGUGGCUGCCAGUGAACACCAGUACAGACUGUCAUUUAUUACAUAUUGGUAAUUAAAAAGGCCACAGCCUCCCCAUUAUUCUUAGAAUAACUGUAGUCUUUUAGGAAUGACUGACUUUUAUGAUAAUCACACAAAUUUAUUGCAAUGCAUUUUAACAGUCUGCAUGGACAGCUAAUUAAACCUGAUUUAAUGCUUUGCUGUUAGGACUGAGAUUUAGCUGUGUUUCCCGUGUUACUACUUGUUUAAGUCAGUACAAUUUAUUAUUAUUUUUUUUUCAAAUGGACCAUUAAAGUCAUCACUGUUACAUGCUGUUUCUUUGGAAAAGAAGAGAUGACCCCUUGCAUAGUCCAGUUUGAUGAUUCAUUCUGUUGCUUUGAGUUAUGAACAGGUCUUGUAUUCCUGUAAAAUUUUCUCUUUUGAAAUUAGAGCUAUUUUGAUAAUGUUGAAAUUAUCUAGAAAAAGUAAUGCUGAUAACCUUAAACUCUCACUGGGAAAUAUAUUUUGUUUUCUGAGUGCAGAAACUGAAUAAAAAAAGAGCUGGAACCAUCUAAACAUUUAUAGAAAUGCCCUAUUAUUCCUACAAUAAGUGUUUCAAGCAAUUAAAGCAAUACAAAUAUUUGAUGUAGUGAGAACACUAAGCUAUGCAGCACAUUGCUGAGUACAUGCUAUGACAGCCAACUUAUGGAGUUGAGUUUACCAUAUUGAGUAAGGAGUGUUCUUCCUAAUCACUGGAAAAAUGUGCUGCAUCAUAAAAAAAAGGUUAUUCUUGGGUUGUCAUUGUGUUAGUAAAUAUAGAGUUCGGUGAAAACUCCUGUAUCUUAAGAAGGCAUUUCUCAUGAAGAAUUUCAGCGUAGAAUGUUUUAGAUAAUGUUUAAUGUCAAGGACUUCAGCAAUGGAGGCAAUUUUUCUAGAAAAUGAAGUGUAUCAUCAUUAAUUGCCAUCAUAAGUUGUCAAGCAAACCUUAUUGCUGCAUUUAAAAAAAAAAAAAAAGUGCAAUUUCGUGAUCCUAACCACCAUUUGCAGCUACCCACCUUGCAACACUGACAGUUUUAAUGACACUGUAAUGCUUCAGUAUAUAAACAUAAGUAUAUAUUUAACAGGCUCAGCAGAAACCAAUAUGCCUAGUGUAAGGAUGGAACUAAAUGGGUCAAAUAAGUUUAAUUCCCUUCAGCUUUGCUGGGAACACACUGGCCGAAAUUAUGUUCACGUGGUGACUGAUGGGUGAAAGAUGGUUUAUUGACCAGUAUUUCAAGUGGAAGUAUAAUAUCGUGUCCAUAACAAUGCAAGCAUGUUGCCUGUUUGGGUAAAGGCCAACGUAUGUCCUGGUGAGGUAUUAUUUCUAUGUAUGUAGAGAAAGAUACCGUGUAAAGUAGCCCCUCACUGUUAGAAGAUAUGAUUAUCAAAGAAAGAAAUAGUUAAAAAAAAAAAAAGAUGAAGAGGGGGGAAAGCUGAAGAAAAACUUAUCUUUUUCCAAAAUAUUUUAUUUUCUUAAGUAAAUCAGUGCCGUGGACAAGUCUAACAAAGCUUUAUGAGUGAAAUAAAAAAAAAAAUGUGUUUUUCCUUGCUGCUAUGUGACAUUGCUGUCAUGGUUCCUUGGUUAUUUCUGUGUGUCUGGGGACAGAUGAUUCCAAGCAGAUACUAUAGCAACCACUAGCAUUAUCCCACCUGGAUCGUUAUUCCAAAACAACAGGACAGGAGGAGAAUCCCUUAAAAGAAAUAAAACCAAAACUGUUCCACCAUAUAAAGAACACUGAGCAAUUAUGCAGCCACUCAAGAAUUUUAUGGAAGUUUAUUUUUAAUGCUUUCAUAACUCGCGCAGUUCACGUUUGAGGGACAAAUAGUCAGAGCUGGAGGUAAGAAUGCGACAGCAAUAAACCCCUCCUGACAGAUGAAACCUCACGUACAUUAAUGGCAAAUGACUGGUAACAUUGCAAAAUCAAAGUACUACAAACCCUGUAUUUAGGUACACAGUUGACCUGGGGAAAAGUUUCAGGAAAUAUGAGGAAAACUUGAACAAAGAUGUGGGGGUAAGACCAUUAUUGAACAGGAAAAUGAAUUGGUUCUCUAACUGCUAAAACAGACCACUGAAUGUGAUAGUCACUGAAAAUGAUCCUGUAUUUCUUUUAUGAUGAAAUAAUUCUUUAUUUUAACCUCUGAGGAUGGGUUCUUAAGAGCCACAAAUAGAGGUUUUAUAUUAUCACUUUCUGUGAAAUAAUGGUACAAUUUAUGCCUUUAAUAAAUCUUUGAAAAUCUUACUCUCCAUUUAAUUUUUUUUUUCUGCUGGCUAUUAAUCAAUUUUUUAAUAGGAAGAAAAAAAGAUUUCUAUGACAUUAUACUAGUCUCCCAUGUGCGUGCUAUCAGCAAAUAUUCUCCCAUACAUCUUCCGAAAUGCAUAUUUUGAUAUUACAAGCUCUGCUGGUCCUUCUGAGGGUAUUCCUGAGUGUUUCAAUGGAUUUGAGCUGGUGUACAUUGGUGGAGACUUUUGCUCCUUAAUUGCACAUAACUAUUGCUUGAGGCUUUUGAGAUUAGCAGCUUCCUUAGGGCUGCACAUAUGCUUUAAUAAUAUAAGUGCUGUAUUCUGUGCUAGCUCUUCUGUAGCGUUAGUUAUUGGAGCUAUCUGCCAGUGUUAUUAUUUUUCCAUGUAGCAGAAAAAAGAAUACAUCAUUCAAAAUGUGCUAUCAAAACCAGUGCCAUCAGAUUGUUGUUUUAAUGAAUCAGUGAUAGAACUGCUGUGAAUCGUACCAACAGCUAAACAGCCUUUACAAGGAGGAUACUUUGGAUGAACUCUUGGACAGAUCUUGCAGGGAGGAUCCUGGGAAGCGACAAAGAAUUCAGCAGCUUCAUUCUGGCAAGGUAAAUCACCGGGAACCUGGAUUUGAUUUUGCUUUCAAUGUCAAAUACACUGACAGUAGAAGAGUAAAGAGGGAACAGCUUUGCUUUAUAAGUCUUUUCUUUUUAAGUUUUUGAAGCCACUUUAUUGGCAGGCCACAAUGAUUUUGAUUCUGGGGAAAUUUUAUUUUCAUGCCUGUCCAAACUAUAUUUUGUGAGUCCUAAACUAGAAGCUUUUCAGUUCACACGUGCAUAUACAUUUACAAUUUUGAAUGGGACGGUUCUGUGUGGCCUGAAAAAAAAAAAAUCCUUAUUUUCAUUGGUAUAUUAGCUAUUAUACUUAGUUAUUUCACUGGUUUUCAGGUGUGCUAUUUUUUUUUUAGUGAAAAAUACAACUUGCAAGACAGGAUCUAUGUUUAACCCCACGUAACCACAGAUAUUUAGGUUUUUAAGGUGACAUUUACUUUAUAUACGUUUCUUUGGAAAGAGAUCUUUUGUAUUACUGAGAUGUGUGGAUGUUUUUUGUUAACGUGAAGUUUUCCUACAUCUAUGUUAGCUAGUAAUAAUAGGAGUGAUGCUUCUGGGGAUCCUUGGAGGCCUAAAUGAACUUUAGCUCUUGUUUAUUAUUGGGUACGAAUGUCUUAAUGCCUCAGCGAAUGGCUUUGCGAUAGGCCUGUUAUAAAAGCACAGCAACCUAAAUUCCUUCCUGAGAGGAAUGCUGGAGCAUGGGGUGCAGGACAGCUGGGAUUCAGGAUUCACUCUUGCUCUGCCAGCCGAGCUAAUCCCAGGGUGGCUCUGGCGUGAGCAAAAGGGCUGGUGUGGAGGUCUGGAGGUCAGGGGCUGCUGCCAUCCUGCUGAGGAACAAGAGUGGCUUUAUGAGCGCAGAACAGCAGCGAUGUUUAGUUAGAGCAAAGCCCUGCCUGACAUCAGUCUGUUGUCUCACUGCUGCAGCUGUGGUCCCCUGUGGCCUUGGGUCAGGGUCACCCUCUGUCCUUGAAACCCUUCCACCUCACUUUUGCCGUGUCCAACUUUGAAACCUCUGCUACUAAGAACAGUGAGAAUAGCACUGAGUAACACACAGCAGUUCAUGUGUUCAAAGCUCUUCACGAACAUUAACUAAUUAAGCCUCAGCAAGUCCUUAUGAUGCAGGUAUUUAUUCCAGCUGAGUGUUUGCAUUCACAAUUAAGAAUAUGCCAGACAUAAUCCUGCUGUCAAUCAGCCUAAUUGACUUAAAUGUCUAAUUGGCUAGAUUCUUCCAAGUAAGUUCAGUUUAAAAAAGGUUAGCCUGGGGAAGGCAAUUAUACAGAGGAGAAAAACAGAGUGCAAGAGGAAAUCCUCAGUCAGGGAAAGGCAGAGACAGCUGUCAGUGGUGGUUUUAAAAGCAGCCAGGGAGACAGGAGCUGUUUUGUUAUUACUGCAAAGUAUCUUCCAAGAGGCUUGAAUUAACCUGGAAUUAAAAAGUCAGUCUUCGUAAGUGGGCUUGUUUCAACAGGAGAAAUGCUAAGAGAGAAUCCCUAGUAGCAGCAAGGAGUAAAAGUUUCUCAAAGCAGAUGUUACAGUGUGGCUCAGCAUAAGAAGUUUAUGGAGCUGAGCCUUUAGCAGCACUGAGGCAGAAAUGUCUGAGAUUCUAACUAGGCAAAGAGCCUAGUUAGAGCUUAUAAGCCUCUGUUAAGCAAUUGCUACCUCCAGACUGAACCUCCAGUUCAGCAGUACUUACUGAGCUUGUGCUGCUUUGCUUUUGUGGCAUUUCCUUUGUUGCAAUUGUGCCCUAGGGAAUCAGGAAAGAGCACCAGGGGAGGCAGUGAUGCUACUCUUUGCAUAAGCCAAGAUUCCAACUCCCUCAUCUGGACUUUUUUUUUUUUCUAGAGAGUGGGUGUUUCUCUUCAUAUCUUGCAGCAGGUCAGCAUGUAACCUGCUUGAGGCUGACAUGCACCAACAUAAACAUUUCUUACUGAUGCGUGAGUAGUAGUUAGCGUCUGAAGUGGCAGUAAAUGGUACUCAAAAGAUGAAACAUCUUCUGUCUGGGACAAGUGAGUUUAAGGUCAGUUGGAGAUUGAAUGACAAAUGGCAAUUUUUACUAAUAACCACAUAUAUGAAUGCACACUAUAAGCAUUUUAUAUAUGACAGAUGAUACAGUGAAAGGAUACCAUUAUUACUCGUUCUUCCUAGCCAGCCAGAUACUGCGGUGAGCACUACUGAACAGAUCCACCAGACUUUGGUAGCAAGUCUAGGCCUCGUGUAGUCAGCUCCCUUCUUUGCACUUUGUGCAGCCUGGGCUGUACACCGCACACUUGUGAGACGCAGCACCAUGAGCUGUGGGCCCAAGCGCCACAGGUCCAGGCUGUCUGCUGCAGGGGUGUGCAGAAGGGGAAUAAAAGUCACAAGUGAGACACCUAAGGAGGCAAAUGUUGCCGAAGGAAAGUCCCAGGCUCAAAGGGCUUGCUUACCUGCCAUAUUCUCUCCCAAACAUUUUCAGUAGCUCUCCAGGGAACUAGAAGAUGUUUCAGGAGUUCACCACUCCAUCUUCUUACAAGUUAAGAUGCCUCCUGUGGCAUUCCUCGCUUGCCUAUUCUCUAGAAGCAUGAAAAAAGAUCCUGUAUGCUUUUCAGGCAAUAUGUGACAGUAUUUUGCUCUUCUUACUGUCAGAAAGUGAUUCCUAAUUUGGCUUCUGCCAAGUGAGUCUCUCUUGCCAAAACCUUGGCUCAUUGCUUCUGCUCAUAUUGAGAAGAAGUUUAGAGAACAGGUUAUUCCCUUUCUCCUUCUGCACCUGAAGGCUGUUCUCUCCACAGUCACUUCUCUAGAGAUGUAGCAGUGCUGGCUUCUGCCUCCAGCUAAAGAAUAUUUGGGAGAUGCAUAAAAGUUUUGACAUCUUUUGUCAUGUUCUACAAUAGUUUUACUCUCCUUUUCUCAGCUAUUAACAAUGGCAUGAGCAUAAAAGUUUUGACAUCCUUUGUCAUGUUCUACAAUAGUUUUACUCUACUUUUCUCCGCUAUUAACGAUGGCAUGAGCUGAUCAAGCUUGCAGUGGGAUGGACAGCUAUACUUCACCUUAUUUCACUGCUUAUUCCUCAUUUCAGCGCUGUGUGUAAGCUACAAACACUUUCCAAGUUGGGUCUUGCCUCCUGUUUUUCACCAGUCUCAUUCCUUUAUGUGUGGCUGCAGCACAUACAGACCUUCAUAACUUAGGGCAUUGCUGCUGGAGAAAUACUUCUGAGAACUGGGGCUUGGUGGCGCUUUAUAUGAAGAUUUAAGUACUUAGACCAGUUGUAUGAGCUUUAAGAAAAAGGAGGUCUACAAAGAUUAUUUAAAAUACCUUCUGCGGGGCAGCACAGAGACCCUGCAGGGUGGACUGUUGUGCUAGAGGUGGUACAAACAGGAUGUAAAUAGCAGUUAAAAGUGUGUCUUUCUUUAAAAUUUCACUACUGAAAACAAUCCCUGUGGAAAUUCAGAGUGAAAGUGAGCAGCAAGUUAGAUUUUUUUCAGUUGCUGCAGAGAAACCAUCUUCUUCUCUGUAUCCUGUUCUAGAAUCUGCAAACUUGGCUUUAAAAAAUGGAUGUGGCUACAGAUUCAAGCUGUCGAGUGUUACAACAUGAAAUGCAUUCCAGUGGGGAAAAAUGACAAUAUGAAAAAUUAUGUUUAGGAAAUGAUAUGGCUCAGAAAACUAUAUUAAUCUGUUGAAAAUGUUGCUUUAUAUAUUGUGACAUAGAGAAUGUUUAUGCCAAAGUAAAAUCCAAUAAUGUUACCAUGUUUUAAAAACAAAUGCUUUUGUGAU